Molecule: messenger RNA, 1458 nt
Organism: Linum trigynum
Lineage: Eukaryota; Viridiplantae; Streptophyta; Magnoliopsida; Malpighiales; Linaceae
Source: the annotation of a GenBank genome assembly
AUGGAGACGAAGAAGAGUAGUAAAAUCGCGAGGAGGACAGAGCCGGGAAUCGGCGAUGACGACAGGCUCAGCUCGUUACCGGAUCCAGUCAUCUGCCACAUCCUCUCUUUUAUGGAAACCAAGUACGCCGUCGCCACCGCAGUUCUCAGCCGUCGGUGGGAAGAUCUUUGGACUAGGGUUUCCAGUCUCGACUUCGACGGCCGCUUGGUUUACAGGUCUCUGGCCAAACCGCAGAAACUAGAACCUGCUUCAGAUUUUGUAAAGCGAGAUAUGGAAUUCUGCCGCUUCGUCGACAAGGUACUGGGCCAGCACGAGAAUCUCAAUUCUCUUAGACGUUUCCGCUUCCGUUUUCCAGUGGAUAUUAGUUACCUGUACAAGUGCCGAAUGCGGCUUUCUGAAACUGGGUUUAGGUUUAGGUUUACGUGGGAAUCGGUGUUUGUUCCUCCGAUUGAGGAGAUUGAUGUGAUGGUGGGGGAAACCGAAUGCCGAAUUCCCCAAUGUAUGCACUGCAUUCCACAGAGUUUCUACACUUUGAAGAAUCUGAAAGUUGCCAAGCUUGAUGGGGUUGAACUGGGUGCAAUAAACGAGUCCGUUUUUCUUCCUAGUGUGAAGAUUUUGCAGCUUUGUGGUGUGAAAAUUGAGAACUUCAAGUCAUUGGGCAGGCUCCUUUCUGGUUGCCCUGUUGUAGAGACUGUUCAUCUGAAGAAUUGGCUCCACUUUAACUACAAGGAGAAAGAUAGAAUCGAGGUUUCCUUACCAUGCUUGAAAAACCUGAAGAUUUUCUGUUUUGGCUAUUGGAGAUAUCCGAUGCAUCCCAUUGUUAUUGAAGCGCCAAAUCUGGAGGAUCUUUAUCUUGAGCAAUUUGCAGACGUACAGUUUGAGGAGAGUAUUCCAUUGUCAUGCCUUCAUUCAGCACAUGUUGAUCUAUACGAGGAGUCCCCAAACUAUGUCAUUCGGCUCCUUGCUCAAAUCUCCAGUGCCAAGAGGAUGAGCUUAUCCGGGGCGACUCUGAGUGAAUUGUCAGCUGUAGAUGAUAUUCAACUACCUGGCUUCCCCAAUUUGACACAUUUGACGAUUGGAAUCGAGGAAUUCGAGGGCAGUACGAGUUGGGUUGUGCACUCUUUGCUCAAGUCAGCCUCCAAACUACAAUCGCUUGUCAUUGACAUGGAGAAUCCCAUGAGUGUACCAACGGGAAUGGGGUGGGAGAGUUUAGAAACUGCUUGCACGCCACAUUGUUUGUUAUCUAGCCUGGAGGAGAUCAAGAUCAAAGAAUUUGUAGCAUAUCCAGAAGUGAAGAAUAUGAUGGCAUAUUUGCUCAAAGUUGGUGCUGUCCUGAAGAAGGUGCAUAUGCACGUAUGUUGUGCUUUGAUGGACGAAACAGAUCUUAUGCCACUGCUUGAACUUCCAAGAGGAUCGAGCGCUUGCGCAGUUGAGCUUCUUACAUCAACGUUGAUAUGA